Cydia splendana is the source of this 1973-nucleotide messenger RNA. Its product is annotated as 8-oxo-dGDP phosphatase NUDT18. The transcript has a single exon. Gene Ontology annotation, molecular function: 8-oxo-dGDP phosphatase activity; 8-oxo-GDP phosphatase activity; magnesium ion binding. The coding region runs from base 237 to 1232 and encodes 331 amino acids. The record is from RefSeq and is a predicted model, not a curated record. NCBI's taxonomy places the organism in Eukaryota, Metazoa, Arthropoda, Insecta, Lepidoptera, Tortricidae.
AUGUGGGCCAAUCUAUGGCUGCAGGAUACUUGUCAAUCAAACGUCAUUCGGAAACGGAACAAUUAUGACGUAAACACAAAAGUGUGCGAAAUAUUUCUGUUUAAAUUCCUAAUGCUCGUUAAUGGAUAUUAAAAUUGCAUAAACAAAACCUGCGAAUCCAGUUCGUUACUAUUGAUCAGUCAAAUCAUUUGUUAAGUACGCUGUGUCAUUUCUUUUAGAAUUGAAAGUGGGUAAAUAUGUCGCGCCAAGUAGAUACAAAUGUUGCUCGAUUACUGGAAGGUUUAGGAUUGGAAGACGAAGACUUCUGUGACUUUACCAUUGCUGAUCAAAAUUCUGUUGCGGAAUCUCAAGGCAUCACACCGACGACGCCGUCUAACUUUAAACCGGUACUCGGAGAAAAUGUAACAUACGUUGUGGCCUGUGUUAUAAUCAACGAACGAAAUGAAAUAUUAAUGAUGCAGGAAGCGAAGGAAAAUUGUGCCGGCAAGUGGUACUUGCCCGCAGGGCGCAUGGAGAAAGGUGAGACUAUAGUGCAGGCCACUAUGAGAGAAGUGCUUGAAGAAACAGGAUUGCAUUGCAACCCCACGACGCUGCUGGUCGUGGAGACCGCCGGCGGCAUGUGGUACAGGUUCGUGCUCACCGCUGACGUCACAGGAGGCGAACUCAAGACUCCCGCCAAAGCUGAUAAGGAAUCAUUACAAGCAAAGUGGAUUUCUAACUUACAAGAGAUAACUUUGAGGUCCAAUGACAUCUUGCACCUAAUUGAAAAGACUCAAUUGUACAAACAAAGUCAUUCUGGAAAGGGAUGGCACAAAGACCUUUUACCUGCUGCUGUUCCACAUGUGAAAGAUCUGCUAAGGCUGAUUGUAGUUAUUAAAAGACGUAGUACAAACAGGCUCCAUGUGUUGUUGAGUGAAAAAACUGCCAUACAUUUUCCGGUUUGUGAAAUUAACCCAGCUAAGAGUGUGCACUCUACAUUGAGGAGGUUUAUGGUGGAAAUGUUUGGAGCUGAUGUCGGGCAACACCGGCCUCUGGGCCUGCUCAAUGUGGAGGCAGAUCCUUCGAGUGAUGGCUGUUGUCUGACCCUGUUGGUAGCAUUUAGGCCUCCUAUAGAAGAGGUGCCUCUCAUUGGUAAAUGUGUAUGGCAUGAGUUAUCACAGGAAUCAGAACAUCAAUUGCUCUCUAAAAUAACAACAAAAAACUCUACUGUAGAACUGCAUGUUGUUCGUUGAUCCAUGACCAUUAUGAACAGGAGCAUUCCACGGGCUGUCCCGUACAAACGCAUUUUGUUUCAUGUGUUUGAACUUUUUUUCAGUGUUUAAUUCAGAUGAUUAUUUUUCUGUGCAUAUUUUUGACAAUUUGUCACAGAAAAAAAAACUCCUAUACCUGUAAAUCUUCAGAAAAUUUGCAUUUGUACAGGAUGAUGGUAGACAAUUUCAUGCUCCAACAUAAUGCAUAUGAUUUAUGUAUAUCAAGAAUACUCAACUUACUGUCUUGGGUUGUUUAGAUCUAUGUUAACCAAUUGUACUUUAAUAAAAUAACAAAAAACUAACAUACUAAUCUGUUAUGAACAACAAUAGCAUACAAAUACAUAACAUACAUAUUUUUAAUGGCAGAGGGAUUGUAUGGUACCUAUUUAAAAAUGUAAAAUACAAUUGAUUAUGUUACUUCUACUUACAUUUCUAUAAGUUCUAUACUGACACAUUCCAUUUUAUAUUGACUUUUAUCCAUUAUGUGAUUAUAUGAUUUGUAAAAAAUAUCAAAUAAAAAUAAAUAUUAAUAAAAAGGGUGCCAAUGUUGCCCUGGCCUUAUAUGAAUGUGUCACAACAUUCUUAUAUUAUGCUGAUUAGUUUUAUUUUACGUCACAAGACAUAAUAAUUUGUAAUCUCAGACUGUUAUUGCAGUACUUACCUGAAAAUUAUAUGAAAUAAUGUAAAUCAAAACAAUAUCAUCACAUGAUAUUUGCUUUAAAC